Messenger RNA from Gadus macrocephalus (Pacific cod), 2916 nucleotides. It is a transcript of the gene tbx1, whose product is annotated as T-box transcription factor 1. Gene Ontology annotation, cellular component: nucleus. Gene Ontology annotation, biological process: cell fate specification; regulation of transcription by RNA polymerase II; positive regulation of DNA-templated transcription. Lineage: Eukaryota; Metazoa; Chordata; Actinopteri; Gadiformes; Gadidae. Gene Ontology annotation, molecular function: DNA-binding transcription factor activity, RNA polymerase II-specific; RNA polymerase II cis-regulatory region sequence-specific DNA binding. The transcript is spliced from 8 exons. Bases 418 to 1986 code for a protein of 522 amino acids. The record is from RefSeq and is a predicted model, not a curated record.
CUCCCGCCUGACCUUCUCUCAGCGGUAGCGCUUCUCCUCCGGGCGCACCAGAGCACCGACAUGACAUCACCCGCCACCGACCGGGGGAAGAAGGCGAACUCGUAGUGCGGAUGAACCAUGUUUUGAUGACUAGGCUACAAGACGACGUGUGCUCGGGACGGAACCAAUUAAUCCGUGAAUAGGCGAACUUUUCGAGUUGGACACGUCUUCAUAAUAGCCGUGGGGAAUACGCACUGCUUCGAUAACCCAGUAGCUGCCGAGUGGCCGAACUAUAACACGAUCUACAGUGGCGGAAUGUUCAACUCUCUCGGCGCAUUCUGGUUUCCAUUGUGCACAGGCUUGUCUCGCGUUCUGCGCGCACCCAGCGAGUAGAAGGCGGAGGAGGGACGUGCUUUUCUCAGGGUGCUUUCCUUGUCUAUGGACGACAGCGGUCCCCUCUCUCCAAAGGCAAAUGCUUUCAGUAUCGCCUCUCUGAUUUCAGCAGCAGAGCAAGUAGGACACUCGGCGUUUGACCAACGAGGAACUGGCCUGGACAAGGCAGAGCUGCACAGCUGCAGUUCCUAUAAAAUGCACUACAGUACUGUCACCCGGGAAAUGGAAGCAAUAUCCAGUCCGUGGCUGACGCAGCUAUCCCAUUUUUGCGAUGUUGCAGCCUUCACGACGAGUAGUAUAAGCAACCUGAAUACGGCGGGGAGCUAUCAUCUGUCCCCCUCCCCUGGAGACCCGUACAGCCAACAUGAAGCUCACUUUGAGCCUUGCCCGGCGGCUCAGCACAACUACAACUACCCGGGCUCGAACCCGGGACAGGCGCAACAGAGCGACUCGGGGACGUCCAACUGCUCCUCUUCGUCCUCCAACUCUACACCCAACAACAAGUCCAUAGUGAAGAAAAAUCCUAAAGUGGCCAACAUUAACGUUCAGCUGGAGAUGAAAGCUUUAUGGGACGAGUUUAAUCAACUUGGGACGGAGAUGAUAGUUACCAAAGCUGGAAGGCGAAUGUUUCCAACUUUCCAAGUAAAAAUAUUUGGGAUGGAUCCCAUGGCAGACUACAUGCUCCUGAUGGACUUUCUACCGGUAGACGACAAACGAUACAGGUAUGCAUUCCACAGCUCGUCGUGGUUGGUGGCCGGUAAGGCGGACCCCGCCACCCCAGGGAGGGUGCACUACCACCCCGACUCCCCCGCCAAAGGCGCGCAGUGGAUGAAGCAAAUAGUCUCUUUCGAUAAACUCAAACUCACCAACAACCUACUGGAUGACAACGGCCAUAUCAUCCUGAACUCCAUGCAUCGAUACCAGCCAAGGUUCCACGUCGUUUACGUGGAUCCCCGCAAAGACAGUGAGAAAUACGCCGAGGAGAACUAUAAAACGUUCGUGUUCGAGGAGACGCGGUUCACGGCGGUCACCGCGUACCAGAACCACCGGAUCACACAGCUGAAGAUCGCCAGCAAUCCCUUCGCCAAGGGCUUCAGAGACUGCGACCCGGAGGAUUGGCCCAGGAAUCACAGGCCCGGCUCGCUGCCAAUAAUGAGUGCGUUUGCCAGAACGAGGAACCCAAUGUCAUCUCCCCCUCAGCAGAACGGCUCAGAGAAAGACGACAUCCGACGGGAUUACGACCGCGACCCAACCGGCACGCCCAUCCACGGCGACUCCGCCCACCAGCUGAUGUCCCGGGUCCUCAGCCCGGCGCUCCCCGUGCCCGGGGGUCUCCACUCCGUCCCCCUCAGCGGCAGCCGCCCCAGCCCCCCGCCGCCCCACGACCUGCGGGCCGACCCCCACCCGCUGUCCCCGGACACGCUGCAUCACCACCCGUACAAGUACCCCACAACGUACGAACACUACCUCGGCGCCAAGGCCCGGCCCUCGCCGUACCAGCUGCCGGGCAUCCGGGGGCACACGUACCACCACCACCACCACAUGAACCCCGCCACGGCCAACAUGUACUCUGCCACGAGCGCCCCGGCCAAUUAUGACUACGGGCCGCGGUAGUGCCGGGGGCGGCGGCGUCUGUAGCAUCUGGACUAGCUUCACCAGCGCCACCCCUGGAAAUACAAACAAGAUCAGCACGUCUCUCUGUCUGUGUGUGCGCUGUUGCAACAUCUGGGGCGUGUUCGUAUCAGCAUUUCUCACUGGCUGGAUAUUAAGGCCCCUCCCGUUGCCUCACCAUUUAUCCCCCCCCCCCCCCCCCAACCCUCCACACACUGACUCACACACACACACACACACACACACACACAGACACCAAACAAAACAAAAAUGGACCCGGCCGUAUUUAUUUUUGUCAUGAUGAGGAAGAUGAUGAUGAUGCGUCUCAGCGUGAAGUAUGGGCAUGUCUCCGAGCACUUCCCGACACCCGCAUUAAGGUCUGACCCCCCCCCCCCCUCCACGGCAGACCAUGGCGGAGGUUCAUCACCUUGCCGACAGCGUAGACGCUACGUGACUGCAGCUCCCCCCACCCCACCCCUAGACCCCCCCCGACUCAGACCCCUCCCGCCCAGCCUAACGCGGACAAUGUUCUCGGGCACAGAACCGGAAUGGAAUUGAAUUCUUUUUUUUGUUGUUGUGUUGGAUGCACUUUUUUUUUAUUUUCUUUGCUUUCAAAAAAGCCAUAUAUUAUUAUAUAGUCCGUCUGAGGUUUAGAUAGACGAGAUGUUUGCAUGUUGAGCUCAUCAGCGAGCGUGUGGAAACACACAACCGAUGUUAUUGUGUGAGGAGGUUAAAAAUAAAAUGAAAAUCAAGAAGAGAGACUGAAUUUGGGAAAAUAAAAAACGUUCUGAACACAAGCCCCUCUGAAGGCUCCUACCAUGGCACUGACCUGCAGCAAUAGUAACUAAAUAAACAAAUGAAUAAAUAAAUACAUCAGAAUAACCGUUCUGUAUCUGUAAAGUAAACAUUAAAAAACAUGUAAUUUUAUCAAAA